Molecule: messenger RNA, 462 nt
Organism: Rotaria socialis
Lineage: Eukaryota; Metazoa; Rotifera; Eurotatoria; Philodinida; Philodinidae
Source: the annotation of a GenBank genome assembly
AUGACAGGCUUUUCUAAAAUAGCUGUCUACCGGCAAGAUUUACCACCAACUGGUGGUUAUGCUCCAAUGUCAUGGGCACGUGUGCCUGCACGUCGUAUACCUUUAUGGCCGUUUGUUUCUCUAUGGGUAGUAUCGAAUAUAUUCGGAUAUUUCUAUCAUGCAUCUGAAAAACGUCAUUAUUGGCAAAAUGAAAUGGAAACGGAUGAAAGUCGUUCAUGUAUAGAACCAGUUUUAUUAGCCGAACAAGAUCGUAUUGUUUUAAGACAAUAUCGAGCUAAUCGUGAUGAAGAGACAAAACUCAUGAACGACGUACCUGGCUGGGAAGUUGGUACAUGGUUUGGUGAUAAAGUUUUUAAAUCUCGUACCUUUUUUCCUGAUCGACCACAUUUACUUGAUUAUUAUGGGGUGUCUCGUCCAUCGACACAACGUUUAGAUGUUAAUGCAAGUCAAUGGCAGCUUUAA